Nerophis ophidion (straightnose pipefish) is the source of this 1966-nucleotide messenger RNA. RefSeq names its product oocyte zinc finger protein XlCOF6.1-like. The coding region runs from base 262 to 1839 and encodes 525 amino acids. Gene Ontology annotation, biological process: regulation of transcription by RNA polymerase II. Gene Ontology annotation, molecular function: DNA-binding transcription factor activity; RNA polymerase II cis-regulatory region sequence-specific DNA binding. Lineage: Eukaryota; Metazoa; Chordata; Actinopteri; Syngnathiformes; Syngnathidae. Gene Ontology annotation, cellular component: nucleus. The record is from RefSeq and is a predicted model, not a curated record. The transcript is spliced from 4 exons.
GGUAUGCACCUUUUAAGCUACUGCAACCCGCCAGAAGAAGAAGAAGAAGAAGAGGAAGAAGAAGAAGCGGAAGAAGGGUCAAAGUACUUGAGAAAUGUCGGAACGACGUUUCAGCUGCGUUUGUUCUUUACUUGGUGCAUAUUUCCAAUUAUUACACAUCAAUAACUCUUCAGCUAACUGCGGCUGUUGAAGAAAUAAUUGUAGAGUCCGAGAUAAAGGGCGAGGAAGGAGAGAACGACCAAAAACGUCAAUUUAUGGAAGAUGUUUUCAAGCCUCGAUUGGAGUCGCACAGAGCAGUCUGGGAUCUGCACAUGCGCAUGCACCCUACCCAUGCUGCACCUCCUUCAUGUCCUUGUCCAUAGUUCCAUGCCGUACGUCCAGCAGCCCCACCACAUUAAAGAGGAAGAGGAGGAUCCACAGCCCCCUUGCCUUAAAGAAGAAGAGGCAGAAUGUUGGACCACUCGGGAGGGAGAGUGUCUCCUCGGGCAGGAGGAGGCUGAUCUCAGCAAGUUUCCACUGAAUGCUGUCUCUGUGAAGACUGAAGAGCAUGAAGACAAACCACCUGAGUCCUCACAGCUUCAUCAUAGUCCAACAGUAGUCCGACAUCUUCCCUCUGAGCCGCAGGGGUGGGGCUCCAGGGUGGAAGAAGAGCAGCCGCAGCCCCCCCGUAUUAAAGGUGAAGAUGAGGACCGCAGCAUCAGUCAGGAUGCGGAUCGCUUUGAAGGACUGGAGGAGUUCCCAGUGAUUGUUGUCAUUGUGAAGAGUGAAGGUAAUGAGGUCAAAGGUGAAAGUGAGGAGAAGAGAGAGGCGGAGCUUACGAGCAGCAGCUCAACACAACACACGACAAAAGUAGCUGGAGGAUCACAAGCAGACAAGCUCUUAGCUCCACUAUCAGAGAGUGACGACUCGUCACACUUUACUGACACUGAUGAUGAAGACUCUAAAGAUAAGACAUGUCACAUUGACAAAAGACACUUUAAAUGUUCUCACUGUGACAACACUUUUGUCACAGAGACAAAUCUAAAUAAACACAUGCGAUAUCACGCGGAGAAAACACUCGAGUGUUCAGUUUGCUCGAAAAGAUUCCUCUGGAAGUCACAUUUGAUGGCACACGCGAGAAUACACUCAGGAGAGAAACCCUUCUCCUGUUCAGUCUGCGGUAAAGGUUUUGUAGCGAGUCACUGUUUGCAGACACACAUGAGAACGCACACCGGGGACAAACCCUUCAUGUGCUCAGUUUGCGGUAAAACGUUCUCUCAGACCGCACAUUUGAACGUGCACUUGAGAAAACACACCAUGGAGAAGCCGUUCCCUUGUUCGAUCUGCGGUAAAGGUUUUGUACGGAGGGAAUAUUUAAAGAUACACAUGAGGAUACACACCGGAGAAAAACCUUUCACCUGUUCAGUCUGCGGCAUGGACUUUAUACGGGACUCGUACUUGAAAAAACACAUGACAAGCCACACGGGAGAGAAACCGUUCUUGUGCUCGGUGUGUGGCAAGCGAUUCUCUGACAAAGUGCGCUUGACGGCACAUGCAAAAAUACACACCGUGGAAAAACCCUUUUCCUGUUCAAUAUGCGGUAUAGGUUUUGUGCAAAAUCAAUAUUUGAAAGUACACAUGAGACUACACACUGGGGACAAACCUUACACCUGCUCGGUCUGCGGGGUGAGUUACACACGGAGUCAAUAUUUGAAGAGACACAUGAGGAAACACACAGGAGAGAAAGUGUACCGCUGCAGUGUGUGUGACGAAAGGUUCUUUUAUCAGUACCAGCUCAACAAACACACAUGUGCCGGUGAGAAAACAACAGCAGCAGCAAAUGAAGCUGCAGGAUUUUAACAACUUUUGAGACUUCAAAACAGUCGACUUUAACGUCACCACCUGUGUCACAUGGCUGUGUGCGUAGCACAAGCUUGUCGAUAUGCAUCUACCACUUCAUUCCAAUAAAAGAAACAGACAACGGUUA